Molecule: messenger RNA, 2355 nt
Organism: Perognathus longimembris pacificus (Pacific pocket mouse)
Lineage: Eukaryota; Metazoa; Chordata; Mammalia; Rodentia; Heteromyidae
Gene: Cdkn2c
Product: cyclin dependent kinase inhibitor 2C
Exons: 3
Coding region: 1361-1867 (168 amino acids)
Biological process (GO): regulation of cyclin-dependent protein serine/threonine kinase activity; negative regulation of cell population proliferation
Cellular component (GO): nucleus
Molecular function (GO): cyclin-dependent protein serine/threonine kinase inhibitor activity; protein kinase binding
Source: RefSeq, a predicted model, not a curated record
GCGGAGGGCGGCGCCCGGUCUUCCCGCUCCCGCGGCGCGGCAACUCCGCCGAGCCUCCUUAAAACUCUGCCGUUAAAAUGGGGGCGGGUUUUUCAACUCAAAAAGCGCUCAAUUUUUUUCUUUUCAAAAAAAGCUGAUGAGGUCGGAAAAAAAGGGAGAAGAAACCGGCACCAUCGCAGCGGAGGCAACAGAAGCAGCAAUUGUUUCGGGGGGAAAAAAAGAAAAGAAGCCAGGAAAGAAGGGAAGGAAAAGACCUCAAAGAGGGACGACGCGCUAGUGCCUGUAGGGGCGAAGAGCCGGGACCGGCGAUUUUGGGGGGGACUAACUACAAAAGAAACUGUCACUGGCAGCGCUACGACGCGGUCCGGUCCUAGGCACAGCUGGCCGGCAGCCGGUGCCCGGUCGGUCGGCGGCUUAGGCUAGGGGACACUGGCCGGGGGACCGAGGGAAACUAGCGAAGUGGCACGGGGCGCCAAAGCUGCUGGGCUCUCGCCAAGAGGGCGGCGAGACGGGUUGCACCCUGGAAUUGUGGCAACCCCCUGUCCCCAGAGCCUGGCCAGCGUUCGCUGGGACCGUUCCCAUCUCCGGAGGCCCUCCGACACCCGGGAAAGGAAGGAAAGGACGGCGACGGCGGCCACUCGAUGAGCGCCUCCACAGACAGGCUGAGCUAGCACGGGCGGAGGCGGGAAGUGGUCGGUGAGCUGCCCCGGGCAGCAGCGAUGCUUCGGCGAGCCGCCCCAACGGCCUGAAUCCGGCAACCACCUCCCCGGUGUUCCCCACCCCCAUCCUUCUUCGGGUCCCGGGACCCGGUGGGGCAGGCAUGACGGGCUUGCCGGGGGCCUGCCGCGCGCCCCGCAGCCUCCCGAGACUGGCGCCGAGCCCGGCUCCCACGGCCUCUGAGGCUCGGCGGGGCUGCGGCAGCCCGGCGGGCGGGCUCCGGAGUCUUCCCGCUCGGCGUUAGCCCCCACCAGGGCCCGGACGGGACUGAAGGCUCCUCGGGAGAAGUUGAGCACGCUGGGGAGCCGUUGGGACCUGCUCCUGGAGGGCCUCGGAACUGCUCCUGCCGUCUGCCUUUGGUGUUCAUCUUUAACCCCCGGAGCACGUCAGCAUCCAGCCCACCGCGGCGCUCGGCCGGCCGCCCUGGACUCGGGAUUCCGCGAGCCGGAUGGAACCCGAGCCCCUCCGAGGCCCGGCCCCUGAAGUUCUGGCUCCCGUCACCACCGUGAACCAGGGUGGGUCAAUACCUUUUCUUCACCCCGAAUGCCUUUUCUUCCGCGGUAUUUUCUGAUCUGGACCUCGUCCCUAAGAGUCUGCACACGUAGUCCUCCCACUGCUCGGAGGCGUAGGAGGACCCUAAAGAAUGGCCGAGCCUUGGGGGAACGAGUUGGCGUCCGCAGCUGCCAGGGGGGACCUAGAGCAACUUACUAGUUUGUUGCAAAAUAAUGUAAACGUCAAUGCCCAAAAUGGAUUUGGAAGAACUGCGCUGCAGGUAAUGAAACUUGGAAAUCCUGAGAUUGCCAGGAGACUACUACUUAAAGGUGCUAAUCCCAAUUUAAAAGACGGAACUGGUUUUGCUGUCAUUCAUGAUGCAGCCAGGGCAGGUUUCCUGGACACUUUACAGACUUUGCUGGAGUUUCAAGCUGAUGUUAACAUCGAGGAUAAUGAAGGGAACCUGCCCUUGCAUUUGGCUGCCAAAGAAGGCCACCUCCCAGUGGUGGAGUUCCUUGUGAAGCACACAGCCAGCCAUGUGGGGCACCGGAAUCAUAAGGGAGACACCGCCUUUGACUUGGCCAGGCUCUAUGGGAGGAACGAGGUCAUUAGCCUGAUGGAGGCAAAUGGGGUGGGGGGAGCCACAAAUCUGCAAUGAAUGUGAGGAGGGCUUUUGCACAUUACUUCUAUUGUGUCAGUUAAUUGAUUGCCUGUCCUAUUUUUAACAUCCUUUGUUAAAAUAUAUAGUUCUUCAUACUUUAAGGUAGUUAAAGCUUUGAAACUGCAUAAGUGGAACUCUUACUAGAGACUUAAUGAGUAUAUUUAAGCAACAUCCUUUUCACUUGCAAAAUCCUUAUUUCUAACAUGUAUUGCAAAUAAGUGUUGGCUUUCUUCUGAAUAUUUUAUCUUUCCCUAACUUUUUCCUUGUGUAUCCUUUUGCCAGUCUCAAUCUCCCUGAAUGCCAGAAAUGUAAAAUUACAAAAUGUUUAAGUAUUAAAGUAAAAUACAAGCACCAGUUUGGGGGGAAAUGAAGACACUUAGUAAGGAAACUGUAUAAAUUACAUAUAAAAGUCAUACUAUUUUAGAGUUUUUGAGAUAAUAAAUGUAGAAACUUUUGCAAUAAAUAAAUCACUCCUCCAUAUGGUA